AUGUUUCCAUUUUCUCUUGAUGACAACCCUGAAUCAUCUAUCGCAACCCCAUCAAAGAAGAAUCAAGAGAUGAUCUCUUUCAGUAAUGGAGAGGAUGAAUAUGAUCACCGGAAAAACCAGGUGCAGCCUGUGGCAAAGCUAUAUAGAGGGGUGAGGCAACGACAAUGGGGUAAAUGGGUAGGAGAAAUACGUCUUCCUCGUAGCAGGAAUAGACGUUGGUUGGGAACAUUUGAGACUGCUGUUGAAGCUGCUUUGGCGUAUGAUCAUGAGGCUUUCAAGUUGAGAGGACAUAAAGCCCGACUCAAUUUCCCACAUCUGUUCAUCAACGAUCAAAAACAAACCCCACUUCCAUCUUUACCAUCUGAUCAGUCUUUGCAACCAUGCAAAGAAGAAGAUGUCGAGCCUUUGGUCAAUGGGUUGGAACCAAGUUCAAGAAACGAUGAAGUUCUGAAUGGUUUUGGAACGAAUGAUAGCUUGUUCGAAUAUGGUGAACCAACAUGGGAAGCCAUGGGACCCAAAGGUGGUAGCUUUAUAUGGGAUGACUUUGAGCCCAAUUUUUUGAGUCCGUGA
Lactuca saligna is the source of this 570-nucleotide messenger RNA. The record is from the annotation of a GenBank genome assembly. NCBI's taxonomy places the organism in Eukaryota, Viridiplantae, Streptophyta, Magnoliopsida, Asterales, Asteraceae.